GUUGCGGCAGCGGGCGUGAGCGCGCGACGGUGGCGUCGGUGGCGCCGGCCCUGGGGGCGCGCCGGAGGGGCCGCGGCCAGAUCAAAGGCGGAUACAUGAAGAUCCCAGCGCGAGCUGCACUGUCUCCUUCCACAAGUCACAGCACAGGGCCCAGCAGCCCCCAGCCCUCCUUGGCCCCAGGACUACUCUGGUGUACRGUUUGGGACAAUGACUCCUGUGAGCGAAGGGGGCACAUCCAACAGCGUUUUUGACCUGGACUAUGCUUCCUGGGAGAUCCGCUCCACACUGGUGGUCGCAGGCUUUGUCUUCUACCUGGGUGUCUUCGUGGCCUGCCACCAGCUGUCGUCCUCCCUCAACGCCACUUACCGUUCUCUAGGGGCCAGAGAGAAGGUCUUCUGGGACCUGGCAGCCACGCGGGCUGUCUUUGGCGUCCAGAGCACAGCUGCGGGCCUGUGGGCUCUGCUGUGGGACCCUGUGCUUCAAGCUGACAAAGCGCUUGGCCAGCAAAACUGGUGCUGGUUCCACAUCACCACAGCCACAGGGUUCUUCUUCUUUGAAAAUGUGGCCGUUCACCUGUCCAACAUGUUCUUCCAUACCUUUGACUUGUUCCUGGUUGUGCACCACCUCUUUGCCUUUCUUGGAUUUCUAGGCUCAGCGAUUAAUCUCAGAGCUGGCCACUACCUAGCGAUGACCACAUUGCUGCUGGAGAUGAGCACCCCCUUUACCUGCAUUUCCUGGAUGCUCUUAAAGGCCGGCUGGUCCGAGACGCUGUUCUGGAAGCUCAACCAGUGGCUGAUGAUCCACAUGUUUCACUGCCGCAUGGUCCUCACCUACCACAUGUGGUGGGUGUGCUUCUGGCACUGGGGACGCCUCGUCAGCAGCCUGUACCUGCCUCAUUUCGCACUGUUCCUUGUUGGACUGGCUCUGCUCACACUCAUCAUUAAUCCAUAUUGGACCCAUAAGAAGACCCAGCAGCUUCUCAAUCCAGUGGAUUGGAACUUUGCACAGCCUGAGACCAAGAGCAGCCGGCCAGAGAGGACCAACGGUCAGGUGCUGCAGAAGAAGCAGCCAUAGCGGCCGUAGUCGGGACCAGGCGGGCCACUGUGUCUGUGGGUGCAGCACAUGGGUUCCACAGCUCAGAGAACAGUGACAUUUGUAACAAAUAAGGUCUUGACUAUCUAAGCUAAGUGAAACCCUGACUUUCUAGUCACUAGUGUUAAUUCUGAAGUAGCCACAGAGUAUUACAAGGCCUCCUUCACCUUCUGGAGCAGAUCUUUGCCAUUGUGACUUCCUGGACUCCUCUGGCUUGUUCCUGCAGGCAGUUAGCUCGGAGGAGGAGCCCUGGUGGCAGGCACACUGCCGGCUGGGGAGUGCUCAUUGCAGUGCUCCUAGUGGGUGUGCUCCAAAGUCAUUUUCCUAUUGUUGGAAAGGAUUGGCCUCAGGAAGGAAUGGAUGAUUUGGCCUAAGGAAGUCCCAGAGUAUGGCCUUUUAAAGUUGGUGUGUAAUGGUACCACCUAGGGGCAGUGGAGCCGUUGUGGUGGCCCUGGGUAGGAGACUGCCACCCAGGAUGCCACCUGCCCUGACGGGAGUGCAAGUUAUAAAAACUUCCACUUUUUUUUUUUUAAUCAAGAAAGAUUUUUAAAUAAUUUUUAUUGACAUUGUAUUUCUCAAUUGACAAAAUAAGGUAAGUGUUCAGCAAGCAGAUAUGUCUGGAUUUCAGAGCCGUUUUUACUUGUGGCCUGUAGGUACCCAGGCCAGAUCCUGAAUCCUUGAUUGAUAUUUGUCUGUGGACUUUAAGGGAAGUUAUUGAGGACUUCUUCCCUGAGGUGUGUGGUUGACCCUAGUGGCCCUGGGCAGACCUGCAACCAGCUCUUGAGUAGGGGUCUCCGAUGCACCUGGCUUUUACCACGCUGUACCCAGGUAGAAUUUGCAYACCAACUUAGCAGUGUUGACAGACCUAGGAACAUUUUAUUCCCCAUAAGUACAUAAUUAAAAGUGAAAGUAUAUUUUUAUCAAAGCACCUUUGAAUAAGUGCUUGCAGAAAAUAUGUUUUUAUUGCUCUUAAAAUCAUGUGACCCCUGCUUGUUUGCAUCAUGGAACUCUUGGGAUAGUGUAUUUUGAUGACUGGUGCUUUAACUUUAUUGAUUG
Molecule: messenger RNA, 2148 nt
Organism: Urocitellus parryii (Arctic ground squirrel)
Lineage: Eukaryota; Metazoa; Chordata; Mammalia; Rodentia; Sciuridae
Gene: Cln8
Product: CLN8 transmembrane ER and ERGIC protein
Biological process (GO): lipid homeostasis; phospholipid metabolic process; nervous system development
Cellular component (GO): membrane; endoplasmic reticulum
Molecular function (GO): ceramide binding
Source: RefSeq, a predicted model, not a curated record